Molecule: messenger RNA, 1744 nt
Organism: Linum tenue
Lineage: Eukaryota; Viridiplantae; Streptophyta; Magnoliopsida; Malpighiales; Linaceae
Source: the annotation of a GenBank genome assembly
AUUUCCUUAACCAAACAUGCCAACUCUUGCUUCAACCUCCGGUCGGAGCUCACCGACCGAUCAGGCAACACAGACAGAGACCACCAGGAGAAGAAAGCAAACGUUUUACAGACCGCGGGAAAGAAGAAAAAGAGACGUAAAGCGACGCUCCAACACGAUAGGCCUUAAGAAGAAAGGCCGAUUUUAAGGGAAGGGGAAAACGAAAAAACAAAUCAGUGAGAAUUGAGAAGUAGCGUUAAUGGCGGAGGAGAAAGAAGCGUCUUCGAGUUCCCUGAACCAAGGCCUGACUCACCGUGAACCGGACCCGGACGACGACGACGACGACGAUGUUCUCAAGUCUGCUCCUGGUUCCCCGAGCUCCUCCACUCGCAAGGCUUGUUAUGCUGUUCUUCAAAGCUGGGCAACUAAGAAGUUCGUGACUGGAUGCGUCGUUCUGUUUCCAGUUGCGGUGACCUUUAUAGUGUCGUGGUCGUUUAUCCAGUUGGUCGAUGGUUUCUUUAGUCCGAUAUAUGCUAAACUUGGCAUCAACAUCUUUGGUAAGAAUUUUCUGAACGGACGAUGGUCAAUCUGCGGCCUUGGAUUCCUCACAUCACUACUUUUCAUUUUCUUUGUGGGCAUGUUUGCUUCAUCAUGGUUGGGUUCGACUGUCUUCUGGCUUGGGGAAUGGUUUAUAAAGCGGAUGCCAUUCAUGAAGCACAUCUAUUCAGCCUCUAAACAAAUAAGUGCUGCUAUCUCUCCUGAUCAGAAUACUACUGCAUUCAAAGAGGUUGCGAUUAUUCGUCAUCCUCGUCAUGGUGAAUAUGCAUUUGGUUUCAUCACAUCAUCCCUUACCCUUCAGAGAGAAGAUAGAGAUGAAGAAUUGUGCAGUGUUUAUGUCCCAACAAACCAUCUAUAUAUUGGGGACAUCUUUCUGGUCAGUGCUGCCGACAUCAUUAGACCAAAUUUAUCCAUUCGGGAAGGCAUAGGUCUGCUUCCUACUACUCCUCCUAAUUCUUGAUGUGAUGCUUUAAGCUUUUGACUUUUUCUAUUUGCACUGCACGCUUUACUUUAAGUUUUCUUAAUUGCUACCAGAAAUUAUGUCAAGAUAUGAUUAGGCCAUAACCAUUUACAAGAUAUUGUUAUGUCAAUACGACUUCAGAUUUGAUUUUGGUGAGGCUAGCAUGGGUUCAACAUUUACUCAUUUAGUGCCCGAAGUAGAAUUUUUUAUUCUCUGAAUAGGUAUCAGUGACUGAACGGCAGUUAAACUUAACAACCUUAGAGAAAGAGACUUAAAAAGUAAACCAAAUUAUGGCUUGCUUUCCCAUGAAGGCUUUACGUAUUCUGGGCAAGGUUUUGCUUGAUGUUCCUGGUCGACCUCAUUUAUAUGUUCCGCAUCUCUUUGAUAUUGCUUAUUGUUGCUAUCCUUGCACCUCUUAAUGGUAUGUAUGUAUGUUUCUCUUGUCUAUUGAACCAGAGAUCAUAGUUUCAGUGGGCAUGUCGAUGCCACAAAUGAUAUCUGCUGUGGAAAGGGUUUCGCAUCAUCAUCGUCGCAGCAGCAUAAUCCCCCUAACCAGAGUGGUGUGAAGGUUACAUCAUAUCUCUCCCUGUCACCUGCAUCUGACUUUGUGGAUGAUUGAUUAAUGUAAAGAGCACAGUUACUGUAGUCUCACCACAUGCAUGUUCAACUAGCCGGAAGGUUACAUCAGAUCCGUCUCGUGCAUUAUCAUAGGUUCAUUGGAGUUUCGUUACUCCAAGAUGUGAUUUU